AUGUUUCCCAUGGACGGUGCGCGGCUACAGGUGAAGAAAGAGGCUGACGAGUGUUCUAUUGAGAUGCCAGCUUGCUCAGUGGUGCGGCCAGAGAACCUUAUGUCCAAUUACCUGGACUUUUCCGAUUCCCGGCGCUGGGAUACAGCAGCGGGGGCACGCGAGCCGAGUCUGGAUGUGAACAAAGAUGGCGGCGCGCGUCCGCUCAUUGCAACAGGCUCAAUGACUCUGAAAUUCUCGGGUAGUGGGAAUCUGGAGGCGUAUCUGGCCCAGUUUGAACUAUUGGCUGCGGCAGCGGGCUGGUCGGGCCAGAGGAAGGCAGUGCAAUUGGCUUUAUCCCUGACUGAAGAGGCGGCUGCCUGUUUGUUGCUUCUGUCUCCAGAUGAGAGACAGGACUAUGCUAUGCUGGUGGGAGCUCUGCAGAGGCGUUUCGGAGUGCUCAAUUUAAAAGACUCCCUGCGCUGUGAGUUCAAGAACCGAGUGAGGCGGCCGGAUGAGUCCCUUCGCUCUCUGGCGCAUGAGAUUGAGAGCCUGGGCAGACGUGCAUAUUCAACUUUGCCAAGUGUGAUCCAGAGUGAGCUUGUGCGGGACCAGUUUGUGCAUGCCCUGACCCCAGUUGAACUGCGGUUACACGUUCAGCUUAUCCAUCCGGUGUCGCUCAGCCAGGCGCUGGAGUUAGCUCUGGAGAGAGAGACUGCAUUUGGUGCCUCAAAGUGUACUGAACUUAUGGUCACUGCUGCAACUAAGGUGGAGCCCGAGUAUAAACCCGCUUGGGCGGAGGAGCUGAUCCAUGCUGUGAAGAACCUCGCUGGGUGUGGCAAGCCCGGCCACACUCCGUCGCUGCCCGGAGGCAAAAGGUCAACGGGGAAACGAGAGAGGGUCUGUGUAGCCCGGGAGACACAGGCCCUGUCCACCGUCGACCGGGAGCAGCUGUUCUUCCCUGAAGGGGGAGACGGCGUUACAUUCCCUCAUGCAGAUGCUGUGGAGACAGUGGGCUGGACAGAGGAGUGCCUGGUGUAUCUGGAUGAUGUCCUGGUCCAUGGAAAGUCUUUCCGAGCGGCCCUAGACUCUCUGCGGUUGGUGCUUGGUAGGAUUGCGACAGCCGGAUUAAAGCUUCACCCGGAUAAGUGCCACUUCAUGCGGAGGGAGGUGGAGUUUCUGGGCCACAAAGUCGAUGAGGGCCAGGUGGCGCGCUGGCUGGAGGAGCUGCAGUUGUUUCACUUCGAGAUUGUGCAUUGCCCUGGAACACAACAUGCUAAUGCUGACGCCCUGUCUCGGCGUCCGUGUGCAUCAACCGGGUGUGGCUACUGUGACCGGAGAGAUGCCAGAGAGGAGGAACUGCGAGGGGAGGCUGCCGUGGCUGAGCCCGCUUGCUGCUCUGUAGAGGAAUAUUAUUGGGGCCAGCACCGUCGUGAUGUCGAGGACUUUUGUCGUCGGUGUGAUGAGUGUGCUGCCUACAAGGGGCCUCAGGACCAGUCCCAUGCCCCCCUGCAGCAACAAGCAGUUGGUGCGCCCAUGGAGAGGGUAGCUGUAGACAUUAUGGGCCCUUUCCCAGUCUCAGAUCAGGGAAAUAAAUAUGUGAUGUGUGCAAUGGACUAUUUCACAAAGUGGCCCGAGGCCUAUGCCCUGCCAGACCAGGAAGCAGAGACAGUGGCAGAUACACUGCUGGAGGGCAUGUUCAGCCGUUUUGGUACCCCAGACAUCAUUCAUAGUGACCAGGGCAGAAAUUUUGAGUCACGUGUCUUUGCAGCCCUUUGUGACCGGCUGAACUUGCAGAAAACCCGUACCACACCAUUGCAUCCACAGAGCGACGGCUUAGUGGAGCGUUUCAACCGCACUAUGCAGCAGCAAUUGGCAAUCCUCACUGCAGCUCACCAGCGUGACUGGGAUAAACACAUUCCCCUUGUUCUGAUGGCCUAUCGAUCUGCUGUCCAGAACUCCACUAACUGUACCCCGGCUCUGUUGAUGCUGGGCAGAGAGAUACGGACUCCGGCAGCUUUGGCUUAUGGACGUCCCCCAGGGGAUCUGGAGGACGUGCCGGGACCAGAGUAUGCCAGAAAACUACAAGAUAGAAUGGAGUCGGCUCAUGCUUUUGCUCGAGACCAGUUGGAAAAAGCUGGUAUGAGACAGAAAAGGAACUAUGAUGUGAGAAGUAAAGAGCAGGUGGGGGAGGUGGUCUACAGAGUACAGGUUCCCCCUCGAGGCAGGAAGGUAGUUCUUCACCGGGACAGGCUCGCACCAUACAGGGCCACCAGCUGUGGCAGGAACUAUCUGUGGGUCCAGUCCCGUCAGAACACGGAGAAUCCGGCAUAG
Knipowitschia caucasica is the source of this 2310-nucleotide messenger RNA. Lineage: Eukaryota; Metazoa; Chordata; Actinopteri; Gobiiformes; Gobiidae. The record is from the annotation of a GenBank genome assembly.